AUGUCAGAAGUGUCCUCCGCUGUCAGUGUCUCUGAAGCCUGCAAUGGAGCCCCGGAGUCUGGGCCCGGUCUGCAGCAUUUUAGUAGUGUGAAAAGCAGUGUGUUACAGGCUUGCUUGUUCCUCUUCCGGUCACUCUUUUGUUGCCAGUGGUGUGCUGUAAAACACAGCAUAUCUUCUUGGAAUUGCUUCAUAUACAAAUGUAGUGAAGAGUUUUCCUUUCUCUUCUAGGACAAUGGCUUUGUGCACAUUCAUACCCCAAUAAUCACAUCUAAUGACUGUGAGGGGGCUGGAGAGCUUUUCCAAGUGGAGCCUUCAAGCAAAAUGAAGGUGCCUGAGGAGAAUUUCUUCAAUGUUCCUGCUUUCUUAACUGUCUCAGGACAACUUCACCUCGAAGUGAUGUCAGGAGCUUUUACCCAAGUAUUUACCUUUGGCCCAACGUUCCGAGCUGAGAAUUCUCAGAGCCGGAGACACUUGGCUGAAUUUUAUAUGGUUGAAGCAGAGAUUUCUUUUGUUGAAAGCCUUCAGGAUCUCAUGCAGGUCAUGGAGGAACUCUUCAAGGCUGCCACUGAGAUGGUUCUCUCAAAUUGUCCUGAAGAUGUUGAACUGUGCCACAAAUUCAUAGCUCCUGGCCAGAAGGACAGACUAGAACAUAUGCUAAAAAACAACUUCCUAAUCAUGUCUUAUACAGAGGCGGUUGAGAUCUUAAAGCAAGCAUCCCAGAAUUUCACCUUUACCCCCAAGUGGGGUGUUGAUCUGCAAACUGAACAUGAGAAGUACCUGGUGAAACACUGUGGCGACAUACCAGUCUUUGUCAUCAACUAUCCGUUAGCUCUCAAGCCUUUCUACAUGCGGGAUAAUGAAGAUGGUCCUCAGCACACAGUUGCUGCUGUUGAUCUUCUGGUUCCUGGAGUCGGGGAGCUCUUUGGAGGAAGCCUCAGGGAGGAACGGUACCACAUCCUAGAGCAGCGACUGGCCAGAUCUGGACUUACGAAAGCCUACCAGUGGUACCUGGACCUUCGUCAGUUUGGAUCUGUGCCACAUGGAGGCUUUGGGAUGGGAUUCGAACGCUACUUACAGUGCAUCCUAGGAGUUGACAAUAUCAAAGAUGUUAUCCCUUUUCCAAGAUUUACUCAUUCGUGUCUUUUGUAGCUGAAAGACUGUUUAAGGAAAGAACUAUAUGGAGAAGACUCUGCACAUGAAUGUACACGUAGAAGACUGGUGCUUGCAUUUUAGACAUGUGGAUUUCAGUGCACAGUUCUUGUGCUGUGAGGUUUAAUAUACGAAAAAUAGAAAUGGUCUUGAUUUUCUUAAAAAGUCAAAGGCUUUUCAUGGACAAAUAAACUCCCCCAAGAAGAAAUACUCAGAGCAACUGGACUUUCAAGUCUGUGACCUCAGUUAAGGGGGAAUAAAACAGAGUAGGUGGGCCUCUUGUCCAGCUGCAGAAGAAGCUGGCCCAGGGGAAUAUCUUGAGCCUGGGUAGCAUAUCAAAGAAGAAAAGAGGAAGACAUUGAAGUGUAGGGCCUCCAAGUUCCUCUCGGACUCCAAGACGGUGGGAAUGUCUCACCUUGCUGUCUUUCAUCAGAAGCUCACUUCCCUUUGUAUUUCCUUAAAGCAACCAGUGGCCAAAAGUAAGAUGAUGCUGCCUCUCUCCUCCCUUGCCAUUUAAGCUGCAGUAAAUACCAAUCUUGUUCCCAGUGCUUUACUCAACUUUAUUCAAGAAAAUAUUCCUUUUCAGGGUCUGAAUGGAUUAAUGAAGUUGCUGUUCUGAAUUGUAACAUUCUUCAUUAGGUAGUGGAAAAAAAUCACAUUUAAUAACUGUUGAUCUUUAGUGAUAAAAGUUAAGGAGAGAUCAUUAAUCAUUUAAACUCUUCAGUCCACUCUUCUAGCUCAUUUAUAUUAUAUAUUUAUAAAUACUGUAAUAGUCAAUAAAAGUGGUGUUUUUUUUUCAUUGAUA
Peromyscus leucopus (white-footed mouse) is the source of this 1954-nucleotide messenger RNA. RefSeq names its product probable asparagine--tRNA ligase, mitochondrial. Gene Ontology annotation, cellular component: mitochondrion. Gene Ontology annotation, biological process: asparaginyl-tRNA aminoacylation. NCBI's taxonomy places the organism in Eukaryota, Metazoa, Chordata, Mammalia, Rodentia, Cricetidae. The transcript has 11 exons. Gene Ontology annotation, molecular function: ATP binding; asparagine-tRNA ligase activity. The record is from RefSeq and is a predicted model, not a curated record.